AUGGCGACAGUGACCAUAAAUACGGCAUCGAAGCGUGUACAGGCCCAUGCUGCGGGCCGGAAACCAAGCGCGGCUACAGCAGUCGGGCGGGGGCCUAUUUCGACGAACACCCCCAACAGCACGAGCACAAGUCUACCGCUACCCUCCGACGACAGCUCUUAUUCUGACACGCCAGCCGCCUCGCCCGUCAAGCGCCGCAAGCUGCGCAAAGGCACCUUUAGCUGCAUCGAGUGCAAGCGGCGCAAGGUCCGGUGUCGGUUUGCUGAGAGUGUGGCUGCAGCUCCCGGCAGCGGUGGUGGCCGCCCUUCUCAUGCUGGCCACUGCCUCUCAUGCCAGCGACACGGUACGGCGUGUGUCAGCCAAGAGUAUGCUGCUCCCUCGCCGUCGCCACGCCGCUCACCCGACCCACUCCAGCAGCGGCAGUACAACGAUGUCGGCAAGCGUAUCGCCCAGGUCGAGGCUUUGGUCGGCGAGCUGGUCCGGCGGCGUGUCAAUGCAGGCCACGCCACCAGCGACAGCGUUCUAGGAGAUGACGACGCCGCGGAUGAGCCUGCGCGCAGUCCCUCUGAUCCCACGGCCGAUCUGCUGGACCAGGAGCUUGAGUCGGUCCUCCAGCAGGACGCCAGCUGCUUCUCGUUCUGGUUGCACGACCGCUUCAUAUCGGCUCAAUCGCCACACUUCCGUGCGCGGUCUACAUUGAGGUCGCAGUCUCUCUCGCCCUUGCCGGCGACAGCCUCGCCACACCUACGCCAGCCUCCCGGUUACCUCGACCCGAAUACUGACACCGACCUCACUACCGAUUUCCCUGCCGGCAGAGCCCCACCUGUCGACGUCCACUCCAAAAGGCAACUGCGCAUCCAGCUCCAACAACUCGAGCAGGAACUCUUUUCCAACCGUUUGCUGUUCCCCACGGGCCCGAGUAUUUACACGGGGCCUCUCGAACACCAAACGCUCAGCAAGCACCUACAAUCCAUACUGCCGACCGCCAACGAUGCCCUGCGCAUCCUGGACGAAGGUGCCUUGUUUACGUUGCGCCGCUAUCGCGCGUUUCUCGCCGCAGACGCCGAGGCCGGCCGUGACAUUCACCCCCUUGAGAAACGCGGUACGGGCCACCCUGUACUGCUAGCCCGCGAGCUCAUUCAGCUCGCUGUCUGCCUACAAUUGAUGCACAAGGACAGCAAGCUCAGCGAUUAUGGUAUGUCCGGCAGUGUGACGCCCUGGGAGACUGCCGACCGCUACUUUGAAGUCGCUUCAAGUCUCGUUACCUCGCACGACGCCAUGGUCUCGUCCCAAGAGGGGCUCGAAAGUCUGCUGCUGCAUGCCUUUUUCGUGGUGAACAAGGGCGAUCUUCGGGCUGGGUGGAUGACGCUGCGCCGCGCCCUCAGCAUUGCCACAAUCAUUGGCCUCCCUCCACGGUCCUGGCACGACCAGCCACUCUCUCUCCACUUUGUCUGGACCCGUUUGCUGUUCUCUGAACGCUUCUUGUCCCUCAUGCUCGGCCUGCCGUCGUUCAACAUCGAAGACCACCACCCCUCGUCCCUUGCGCGGCACGCCGCGACAAGGAAAUUGUUGACCUCCCGCGACUGGACCAACAACGUCGAGUACGUGGCCCUAGACCUCGAGAGAUUGAACGCUCUCCUCAUCCCGCGAAUCACCGCCCGCAACAAACGCCUCAACCAGCUCGCCAACGCGCACUAUAUCUAUUCUCGCACUGACUAUGCGCGUCAUAUAACGAUACUGAACAACGACUACCGCGACACGCGCGACAUAGACUAUACCUUCUGCCAGGCCGCUCAGAGCCUGCCCACGAAAUGGUGGGCCAUUCCCGACAUCCUGGGAGGCAACAGAAUUGACGGUGGCCGUAUGGAGAAGACUGAGCAAAUUGAGGAAUCGAUGCGCCUCAUGGGCCAGGCAAAACACUAUCACUUGUUGGUGUUGCUGCACCUCCCGUACCUUACGGACCGGCGACCAGGCAUCAUGCCGGCGAAAGCGCCGCCUCCGUUGUUGGACACAGUUCUGCCGGACGGGGCUUCAUAUGCGGGUGCGCAGGGGCCGAAGGACGAGACGAUUAACGUCAAUUUACGAGAGUACGGCAUGGCGGCCGGCACGGAAGCAGCAUCACGGCCAGUGACCGACGACAUUGUCUUUGCAGAAGACACUAGCCGCAGCCAGAGACAGUACCCCUCACUGCCAUCACCACCAUCCAACUGGUCCUCCAUACCGGCCGCCACAGCGCAGUGGACCAGCGAGCAUAUCAACACCACAACCACAUCCAUCCUGCUCACACCACCGGAUACUACCUUUAGUCGCCUCGGUGCCUUGGGUGCCGCCCGUGAAGUCCUGUCACGUUUCAUGGUCUUUCGGAAAUUCACUAGCGCCAAUCCCGGCUGCCACGCCUUUGACUUUGAAGGCUUUGUCGCAGCCGUGGCCAUUCUGCUCGCCCAUCUGGACGCUCACGUCCGCGGCGGCGAUAAUGUCAUCCACUACCAGCGACCCUCGGAUAUGAAUACCGUCGACAAAGCCAUGGCUCUCAUGGAUCGGCUGCAGGACAUUGCACAGGAGCCUGUCAAUGGGCCAAGGUUGGCCAUACUGCGGCGACUGAUGGCCAUUGAAAACGACGCCGCGGCGGGCGGAAAGUAUGAGGUCUGGACCGAAGACGGGACACUGGGCCGUGGCGACGGGCGGCUGACGGCGGACCCGGACAGUGCGGUGCAAACCAUGUCCGUGCCGUACUAUGGAACCAUCCACAUCUGGCGUUUGGUCGGGUCUAGCUAA
Molecule: messenger RNA, 2775 nt
Organism: Sporothrix schenckii 1099-18
Lineage: Eukaryota; Fungi; Ascomycota; Sordariomycetes; Ophiostomatales; Ophiostomataceae
Exons: 1
Coding region: 1-2775 (924 amino acids)
Biological process (GO): DNA-templated transcription; regulation of DNA-templated transcription
Molecular function (GO): zinc ion binding; DNA-binding transcription factor activity, RNA polymerase II-specific; DNA binding
Source: RefSeq, a predicted model, not a curated record